UAUCGAAGUCCGAGUUAAACAGGGGAACAGUAAAUGAUAUGGUAUCUAAAAAUAUUACCAUGGUUCUCGAGAAUCUCCUAAUGAAUUAUGAAAAUAAUCAGCUACCCACGCAUGGAAAAGGAGUACCGACUGUGGUAAAAACGAAUAUUUUGAUAAGAAGCAUGGGCCCUGUAUCUGAACUCGAUAUGGAUUAUUCGAUGGAUUGUUACUUUCGUCAAUCAUGGAGGGAUUCACGUUUAAGCUUCUUGGGCCCGAUAAAGUCGCUCAGUUUGAGCAUCAAAAUGCUGGAAAGAAUCUGGAGGCCGGACACGUAUUUUUACAAUGGAAAACACAGCUACGUGCAUACGAUCACAGUACCUAACAAAUUGUUAAGAAUAUCACAGGACGGGGACAUCCUUUACUCUAUGAGGCUUACGAUAAAAGCAAAAUGUCCAAUGGAACUGAGGAAUUUUCCUAUGGAUCGACAGUCUUGUCCACUUAUUCUUGGAAGUUAUGCAUAUACUUCUCGUCAAUUAGUUUAUGAAUGGCAGGAGGGUUCGUCGGUGAAUUUCGUUCCUGGAAUGGCACUUUCGCAAUUCGAUUUAAUGGGCUCGCCAUACCGAAAUUUAACUUUCAUUCGUCGGGAAGGUGAAUUUUCGGUUCUCCAGGUUUCCUUUAAUUUACAACGAAAUACUGGUUAUUUCAUCAUUCAAGUUUACGUGCCCUGUGUCUUAAUAGUAGUACUCAGUUGGGUAUCUUUUUGGAUUCAUCGUGAAGCUACCAGCGAUAGAGUCGGUUUGGGUAUCACCACAGUUUUGACAUUGUCAACUAUUAGCCUCGAUUCCAGAACCGAUUUACCAAAAGUGAGAUAUGCAACAGCACUAGAUUGGUUUCUGCUUAUGAGUUUUGGAUACUGCAUCGCUACCCUUUUAGAAUUUGCUGGCGUCCAUUACUUUACAAAGGUUGGUAGUGGAGAAAUUCCUUUAGAUGAAGAGGAUUGGGAUAACACGAGCGACGCUAGUUAUCAAGACGGAAUUUGUAGUAUCGUGUCAUGUAGUUCUCAUUUAGUACAUCCAGAAUCUACAACUGAUGUCCCUCGCGAAAGAAGCUCCUUAAUAUGUGACGUCUACAGUCUUAACGAAUCAGUAACCUAUGGACAAGGAUGCAUUUCCGUCUCUUCGAAACCAUCAACAAUGGAAAGACAAACACAAACAGAAGUAUGGAUACCAAAAUGGCGGCAAUUUCUGUAUUGUCUCACUGGAGAUGAGGCAUUUAGGAGGUGCAGACAAAGAGAAGCGGCUAGAAACUGUAAACAGCAUGGAGAAAAAAUUGCAAGACAUAUAAAUAGUGUUUCUUACAUUGACAAAGUGGCACGAAUAGUAUUUCCAGCCUCUUUUGGAUUUCUCAAUAUUUGUUACUGGGUCACUUAUGUCACUUACCAAGAAGAAUUUAAAUGGCAAGACCCACCAAUCGGGUCAAUUUCAUAA
Colletes gigas is the source of this 1466-nucleotide messenger RNA. Its product is annotated as gamma-aminobutyric acid receptor alpha-like. The record is from RefSeq and is a predicted model, not a curated record. Lineage: Eukaryota; Metazoa; Arthropoda; Insecta; Hymenoptera; Colletidae. Gene Ontology annotation, cellular component: neuron projection; membrane; synapse. Gene Ontology annotation, biological process: nervous system process; monoatomic ion transmembrane transport; signal transduction. The transcript is spliced from 10 exons. Gene Ontology annotation, molecular function: extracellular ligand-gated monoatomic ion channel activity; neurotransmitter receptor activity; GABA-A receptor activity. Bases 39 to 1466 code for a protein of 475 amino acids.